AUGGCUGACAAACCCUCAGCACCCGGUCACCUGCGGACUUCUACUGCCUUCGACCAGAACAAACAAUCAGCAGCUGAGCAAAGUCGUCGCCUUGCUCCGACCACUUUUACUUGCCCUUUAUCCUCCUCCUCCUCCUCCCCUUCUUUGCUGUUUCGAUCCCUUGUUGGUCGCCAAGUUUCCAAUCCCUCCAUGGGGCCAAGUUCAGAAUCCGACCACCGCAAACUCUCUGUGCCAAUGGCUCCACCACCACCACCACCACCACCACCCAUGGAGUGCAACAAGUUCAACUUGCUCAGCCUCAUGUCGCCGCCCGAGGUUGUUCUCGACAGUUUUCAGGGCAAUUAUUCGAUAAUGAAGAGGUCGGGCAGUAUCUACGGCAAGCCGUCGUCUUCGCAGCAACCGCUGCCCAUGUCGCCGCCCGUCUCACCUUGCAGCAAGCCAAUCUCGACGGCCAAUGGGCAGCCUGCGACACCGCCUGGCCGCAUACUCAAAGACCCUGUCUUAUACCCCGUUGACGAGCAUUCUCCAGCCAGCCUUCAGCAGCAGCAGCAGCAGCAGCCACUGUUCGCUCCGGCCGAGCUCGAGCAUCACCAAAGGAUAGUCGACGAGCACGUCUUGGCACGAUCGCACACCAUUUUUGGCCGAGUGGCACCGCCCAGACGCGAGGACUACGAGCUGGCCCUUACCUUUCGAUCCCAAGUCAUGAAGCACUUCACCACCAACAGGAAGGGCUGGCUUCGGAAGGAGCGGGCUCUCCUUGAGGCGGACCGGCGGGCAAGUGUGCAACGAUACCAAGUGAUUAUGCCGGCCAAGCCCAUUGCUGCAAAGCCCCCCCGGCAGCGCGUCGACCGAGUGACCAAACCUGGUGCCGGCGGCCCUCGGCCAAUGCGCGCCAACGCCCACGCCGCCCACGCCGCCCACGCCGCCGCCACCCCUGCCACGAUGAACGGAGCAUCCGCAGCAGUGUUACCUGCGGCGGGGCGUGCUAGCGCGACGCCGGAGCCGUCUCGUCGGAUCGUGGCCCCAAAUCGCGAGGACAAGGAUUUCAACUCGCUGCCAAACUACUGUCCCCCGUUGGAUUCGUUGCCGCAUCGAGCCAACAGCCUCAAGGUGGAUUGGAAGGGCCAGCCGAUUGAUCUAAGCAGCGAUCCUCAGGCCAACCUUCUUCACCCGGACGAGCUGCUGCUGGCCGGAAACUUGCGUCUUGAUUGUGCUACGUAUUUGACAAGCAAGCGACGAAUUUUUGACCGACGGCUCCAAUGUCUGCGCACCGGCAAGGAGUUCCGCAAGACGGAUGCUCAACAAGCUUGCAAGAUUGACGUGAACAAAGCCUCCAAACUGUGGACUGCCUUUGAGAAGGUUGGAUGGCUCGACGCGCGUUGGGUCCGCGGGUUUCUUUGA
Molecule: messenger RNA, 1401 nt
Organism: Ustilaginoidea virens
Lineage: Eukaryota; Fungi; Ascomycota; Sordariomycetes; Hypocreales; Clavicipitaceae
Exons: 1
Coding region: 1-1401 (466 amino acids)
Biological process (GO): chromatin remodeling; regulation of transcription by RNA polymerase II
Cellular component (GO): SAGA-type complex; nucleus
Molecular function (GO): transcription coactivator activity; protein binding; chromatin binding
Source: RefSeq, a predicted model, not a curated record